UGCAUGUGAAGUUAAAUUUUUUACAGUGAAAAUCCGCGCCCCCAACGUAGAUGCAAGUGCAACCGCAUUUGAAACUCUAGCAUCGACCGUGUUUAUAUCGAAGAAACAUAAGCCAUGAGGAUAUGCAAGGCCGGCGUGAUAAUCGCCUUCGUUAUCCUGAUGCAAGGUCCCAUUGAAGCGACGUCCAUAAACAUCUUGAGGGCUUUCUUAUCACCGCCGGUCCCCCGACUUACCCGCGUCAGAAACGCGUCUCCUCGAGAACUCAGGCUGAAGAAUUCAUUUGCAGUCUCUGACUUUCUGGGAUUAGUUAAUCAGUAUGAUUAUCCAGCCGAGGAGCACAACGUGACGACCACGGACGGCUACAAUCUAAGAAUCCACAGAAUUCCCGGCAGCAUGCGUUCAUCUUCGGUUAAAAAGAAGCCCGUAGUUUUGGUCCAGCAUGGCCUCCUGGCGUCGUCUGACAGUUGGGUUUUAAUGGGCCCUGAAAAGGAUUUAGUAUUUCUACUCGCGGACGCCGGGUACGAUGUGUGGGUCGGCAACUUUCGAGGCAAUUCGUACUCAAGAUCUCACAUCGUUCUAAGUCCCAAUGAUCCGAAAUUUUGGCAAUUCAGUUUCCACGAAAUGGCGUACUACGACCUUCCGGCUAUGAUAGACUACGCUCUCGACCAUACUGGCCAAAAGAGUUUGAUCUACAUCGGACACUCCAUGGGGACGACUGCUAGCUAUAUUCUGCUCUCGAACAGACCGGAGUACAACAAGCGAUUGCGGUUGGUUGUCAGUUUAGCGCCAAUCGCCUACUGGAUGCACACACAUACGGGAAUCCUAAAAUUGGCUGUGGAUAACGGUGAUUUCAUAGAGCGAACAUUUCGUGAUCAGGGUAUUUUCGAACUAUAUCCACAAAGCACUCUCAUCGCACGACUGGCAGACUCACUGUGCAACGAAAAAGCUGCUACCUACAAAGUUUGCAUUAACACAAUCUUUACUUUUUCUGGAUUCGACCCCGAGCAAUUCAACACUAGUCUUAUUCCUUACUUCGCGCGCUACUUUCCUGCCGGGGUAUCGCUCAAGACGCUGACGCACUUUUAUCAGCACAUGUCUACCGGUAAAUUCAGGCAGUACGAUUACGGCUACGUCGAGAAUUUCGGACGCUACCAGCAGGCCGAACCACCGGCUUACGACGUCUCCAAGAUCACGGCACCAGUCGCUCUCUUCUACGGUAGGAACGACGCCCUUUCCCUCGAAGUGGACGUUAUGGAACUGAGGAAAAGGCUGCGGAACGUUGUAGCUUCUGUCGCAAUAUCUUACCCGGCGUUCAAUCACCUUGACUUCAUAUGGGCUACCGACGCCAAACGUCUUCUGUACGACGACGUCAUAGAAUUUAUUCGCCGGUACAAACCAGAAAUAGUGAGAAAAACUGGAUACUACGUGGAGGAGCGAUUCGUGACUACAAAUGAUGGCUACGUUCUGAACCUGCACAGAAUGUUUGGCAGUCCAACAUCGCCACCAGCGGGAAAAAAGCCACUGGUGCUCCUCAUCCACGGUAUGGUGGCUUCAACGGACGUCUGGGUAAUGAGAGGACCGAAUAAAGACCUGUCUUAUCUCUUAGUCGACGCCGGAUAUGACGUAUGGAUGCUGAACGUGAGGGGAAACAGAUACAGCCGAAGACAUCUAUGGCUAUCUCCAAACCUUCCGGAGUACUGGAACUUCAGUUGGCACGAGAACGGAGUUUACGACACGACAACAACCAUUGACUUCAUGUUAGCGCGAACCGGAGUGCCAAAAGUUACGGUGAUCGGCCACUCUAUGGGAUGCACAAUCGCCGCUGUUCUCCUCUCCGUCUUGCCGGAAUACAACAAAAAGGUCGAUCUCGUCGUGGCUUUGGCACCGGUCAUUACUUGGACACGUCAAUAUCGGGGGCCGCUUACUUUGGGUCUGAAAUUUGCCAAGGAGACAUUUGAUUCAUUGAGGCGGAGUGGCGUCGAAGAGAUUCUUCCUCUGAGAGAAACGUCGUCACAACUGCUCUCCGGCGUCUGUCGAUCACCGUCGACCAGAGAAAUCUGCAAAUGGAUAAUUUUUCUUUUCGCCGGAAGUGCGGACCCCGAGCAGUUGGAUUCGGCGCUCGUACCAUACUUGCUCGAGCAUUACCCAGCCGGUACUUCCUUGAACACGAUCGAGCAUUACUGGCAAAAUAUAGCAAAUCAAAGCUUCAGAGAAUUUGAUUACGGAUCUGCACAGAAUUACGCUCGAUACGGCAGCAUUAUUCCGCCAGAAUACCCGUUGCACAAAAUCACCUCGCCUGUUCUAAUAUAUUACGGUCUUAACGAUCCGUUAGCACAACCGCCGGAUAUCAGAGCCCUCGCAGAACGGCUGCCAAACGUCGUGGGAUCGAAGGUGGUGCCUUGGUCUUCUUUCAAUCAUUUCGACUUUGUCCUUUCUAAGGACGCCAAAACUCUGCUGUACGACGACAUGAUGGUUAUUGAUUUAGUUUGCCAACAACAAGAGGAUUACCUCAAGAGAUUCACGCAUUCGCAUGGUCGUGUGACACAUCCAUUUAUAGUCAUAUCUGAUUUAAUAGAAACAAAUGUAUUGGGAAGCCAUUUGAGAGAAGAUAAAUCUUUGUGUGUGGUUGUCACAAAUGCGUGUAUUAUUGAUGAGGGCUUAAGAAACUUGGCAUCGACCAUGAAGCUGCUCUUCGUUCUUCUGGCAGCCUUAAUCGGCUCUGCCGUUGCAGAUGACGGUCAGAUAGUAUGGACCGAGGAAAUGGUCCAGGACCUCAUCAUGCGCUCAUCCUCCAACGCGGUUGCAACGAUCCCUGAACUGAUCACCAGCGAAGGUUACGACGCCGAGACUCAUCACGUGGUAACUGAGGAUGGAUACAUACUUGAAAUGCACCGUGUUAACGCACCUAGCAGAACAAUUAUACACCGAAAGAAGCCAGUCGCUUUCUUGAUGCACGGACUUCUCUCUAGUUCCGCUGACUGGCUUAUAAUGGGACAUGGAAAGUCUUUGGGGUACCUCUUAGCUGACGCUGGUUACGACGUGUGGCUAGGAAAUGCCAGAGGAAAUACACACUCCAAGAAUCACACCACCAUCAGGAAUUUGAACGGCCGAAGAUUCUGGCAGUUUUCAUGGCAUGAAAUUGGUGUCUACGAUCUUCCUGCGAUGAUUGACUAUGUUCUGGACACCACACGCCAGGAUCAAGUGGUAUACAUGGGUCACAGUCAAGGUACAACUGCGUUCUACGUUCUGGCCACUGAGAAGCCCGAGUACAACGACAAGAUCAAAGUCAUGUUUUCCUUGGCACCUGUCGCUUACAUGUCAAACCUUUUUAGUCCGAUGUUGAGGAUUGCGGCGACUUUCACAAAUACUCUGGAGACAUUCUUCAAUCUGUUCGGCAUGUACGAAUUCAUGCCAAGCUCCGCUCUGCUCAGUGCAGCUGGUGCCACUUUCUGCAACGAUGAUGCUUUUACUCAAUUCCUCUGCACCAACGUUCUCUUCGUUAUGUGUGGCUUCAACCAAGCUCAACUUAACACCACCCUGCUGCCGACCAUUUUCCAAUAUUCUCCAGCCGGCGCGUCAUCUCGUCAACUGGUUCACUACGGUCAAGAAAUUAAAUCCGGCUACUUCAGAUGGUGGGAUCAAGGUGUGGCGAGCAAUUUGUUGACCUACGGAUCGCUUAGACCACCAAACUACGACCUGGGCAAGAUUACUGCACCUGUUCACCUGCUCUACAGUGACAACGACUGGAUGGCUGCUGUCAAGGACGUUCAACAGUUGUACGCCGAGCUUGGAAACCCCGUCGAACUGUAUCGAAUCCUCGAUGGAAAAUGGAAUCAUCUCGACUUCGUUUGGGGUAUCAAUGCCAAAGAACUCGUCUAUGAUCCUAUACUAACCAGAUUGGCAGAAAACUACGCGGGAUAAACGAUUUACCAUGUUUAAAUAAAAACAAAUUUCACAAUAAAUAGCA
Molecule: messenger RNA, 3967 nt
Organism: Diprion similis
Lineage: Eukaryota; Metazoa; Arthropoda; Insecta; Hymenoptera; Diprionidae
Exons: 23
Coding region: 115-3921 (1268 amino acids)
Biological process (GO): lipid metabolic process
Source: RefSeq, a predicted model, not a curated record